GUGAAAAAUAUGUUUAUACAUUUUGUAUAUUAGUUGGCUGUUUAAGUUAUGGAUUAACAUCGAGCCUAUUCGGGCCCACAAUGAACGAUAUGAAAUAUUUAUUCCAUACCUCAAUGGCCAGGAUUACCAUAACUAACACCUGUAUGUGCGGCGGAUAUAUAUUGGGCGCUCUCAUUGGAUUUACAUACCACUACCUAAACCGUCAACUAGUAUUCAUCGUGAUGACACUAUCGGCGGGCAUUGGCAUAACACUACACCCCUAUUGCCAACACAUGUGGCAACUCUACUUAUGCGCGUUUUGCACGUCAGUGGGCGGCGGUGUUUGGGACAGCGGUAACCAAGUGUGGAGUAUCGAGAUGUGGGGCUCCCGG
Medioppia subpectinata is the source of this 371-nucleotide messenger RNA. The record is from the annotation of a GenBank genome assembly. NCBI's taxonomy places the organism in Eukaryota, Metazoa, Arthropoda, Arachnida, Sarcoptiformes, Oppiidae.